AUGCUGUUGACGAGCUCUGCAGGAUUUAUUCUGUUCUGGCUCUCUCAUUGCACUGUGUCAGUGAGCACCAAAGAGGCAGUGGUCUUGGCUAAUGCCCACCUUCUCCCCCAAAGAGGCUAUGAGAGACUGGGUAACACCAAUGGAAAAGACUAUCCAAGGGAUUGUUUUGAGAUUUUUCAGCGCUCCAAAGGAAAUUCCAAAGAUGGUCUUUACAUCAUCCAACCAAAGGAGGACCCAAUUGUUGUCUCUUGUAACAUGCAGGAUGGUGGCUGGACAGUAAUCCAGCACAUUACAGCCAAUAGUACUGUCGACUUUGAUAGGACCUGGCAGGAUUACAAAUAUGGAUUUGGCUCCGUUCAUGACAACCAUUGGUUAGGAAAUGAAUAUAUGCAUCAGUUAACUAGCAGCUCCGUGCAAUAUAUACUUGGAGUUAAACUUGUAAACCUAAAUGCUGAAAUCAAAUGGGGACAGUACGAACCAUUCCUUAUUGAAGAUGAAGAGUCUCAAUACCGAAUCAGGGUUGGUCUAUACAAAGGCAACGCCACUGAUGCUCUGACCCUGGACACAGAAGCUUAUCUCCAUGACAACCAGAAGUUUACCACCAAGGACAGAGACAAUGACAAUUACUUUCAGAAUUGUGCUAAAUUGGAACACAAUGGCAUUCCCGGGGGAGGCUGGUGGUACGACGCGUGUGCUGGAGCAAAUCUAAACCGUAGGAACGUGAUAUAUUGGCAAAAGGACUGCAACAAGCAACGCAUUUGCAAGUUUGCAUGGAUGAUGAUCAAACCCAUUGACCACAGCCUGUCAUAUCCAACCAAGUCCUGUCCAUGUCAGAAAGUUGAACUGUAG
Gavia stellata (red-throated loon) is the source of this 849-nucleotide messenger RNA. RefSeq names its product fibrinogen-like protein 1-like protein. The record is from RefSeq and is a predicted model, not a curated record. The transcript has 2 exons. NCBI's taxonomy places the organism in Eukaryota, Metazoa, Chordata, Aves, Gaviiformes, Gaviidae. The coding region runs from base 1 to 849 and encodes 282 amino acids.